Messenger RNA from Actinia tenebrosa (Australian red waratah sea anemone), 2226 nucleotides. RefSeq names its product cyclic GMP-AMP synthase-like receptor. The record is from RefSeq and is a predicted model, not a curated record. NCBI's taxonomy places the organism in Eukaryota, Metazoa, Cnidaria, Anthozoa, Actiniaria, Actiniidae.
UCGUAUACCAGAAAUCCCCCAAUUUCCGUCAAAAGCUACUUCCGUAUUUCUCAGAACAAGAAGGCCACUUUUACACGACUACCUGCCAAGGCGUACUUGGUUCUCGGCCUUGAUACCUUCCUUGAUGCUUGCAGUUCGUAAAGUUCAUUCAUGCCAGUUGGGGGCAGCAAUGCGCUCAAGAGUAAAACUCUCAAACCAAGGCCGGCACGAAAUUCGGGCCUUUGUCCAGCGCCCAAUUUGGACCACACUACCACCACAACAAAAACUGUAACAUGCGUCAGAAGUGGAGGAGUCAGCACACAAAGUCCUUUAAAACCCCGAGAAAAAGUUUCAGUACAAGUUAAAAUCAGUCUUGUAGCCGAGGGAAAACAGAGAAGGCCGAGAGAACGGGAAAAAGACUGCGUGGAGGUACAAGGAGUAAAUGAUACUAAGGAAACCCUCAGAAGGGAAGACACAAAAGGAGACGUUCAACACAACCCUGUUUUGCAUAAUGAAAAAUCCCUUAUUAACCAGCUUCCAGGUGGGAAAUGUGAAGUACGAGGUCGAAGAAAAAGAGUUGAUAAAUCACUAACAUUUCCAACUGGGAAAAUGGGAAGGGAACCAUCCUGUUUAAGACCAACAGAGGCAUUAGAUUUUUCAAAACUACAAGCAAGGGAGGUACCAGGUGAUGGGCAUGUUCCAGAAACGACGAAAGAGCGUUCAAAACAGGCUGAACUGCAAGGGAGAAGGAAAAGAGUAACAGUACGACCGACGGUUAUCAGAAGACCUCAAACAACUGCUGUGGAUUAUUAUAGAGUGGAGAAUAUCAUAAAUGGCUUGUAUGACGAAAAGUGUGCAUUAAAAAUGGAUGAUAUUAAGAAGAAGGCAAAUUUUAUCAACACUAUCGUGGAAAAAGAAAUUAUCAUGAAGAUCCAUGAAUUGGAUGACCGUUUUUCCUUCGAUAUCUUAAGAGCAGGCAGUUACUAUGAGAAACUUAAAGUUGGCAUACCAAACGAGUUCGACAUCAUGGUCUGUCUCAAGGGUAAUAAUGUUAACAAGUGCUUUGAGGUUCAGGUUUGCCCCAUUAGAAGAGCCACUCCAUAUCUAGGUGGUUUUAGUUACUUGCAGUACCAAAGUCACAAAGAUACCUCCAAGUGUUGGGAAGAUUUGCUUAUAGAUGGUCCAAGUGGAGUAGGACGCGUCUUAUCUGCUCACCUCAUCGUUGAUCAUUUCAGGAAGCUUAUAAGCCGGCGCUGUCAGAAACUCUCCCAAAAUAACAAAAGCAAUGUCAGAAUUGAGGAGCCGACUAUCAAGGGACCAGCAGUAAACGUUAGGUUUAUGUCAAACCGUGAAAUCAUAAAUGUUGACAUUGUUUUAAGUAUCGAGGUGCCAACAUGGCCCUCAAAUGCAGGUCGCUGGGGUGCUGAGUACCACCGGUGGCCCAGUAGAAAUAUGAUCGACGAAAUUAAGUCCAAAGGUUGCCAUGUCGUUCCAAAAGCCAAUAACAUGGACGACCCUCGUUACUGGCGUCUAUCCUUUUCCCUUGCAGAGAAGUCUCUCUUGAGAGCACGAGCAAUAGACGAAGAUAAGAAAUGCUAUCGGAUUGUAAAACAUAUUUACGAAGUGAACAAAAAACCUCUGGAACCACUAUGUUCGUACUUUUUGAAAACCCUUUUUCUUCACCUAAGAACGUCUGGGUUUUUUAGACAUGGACGACGGAAACUUUCCAUCAUCAUUGCGUUUCUUGAAGAACUUAUUUCAAAGGUUAAAAAGAAAAACCUUCAGCACUUUUUCAUUCCUGACGUGAACCUUCUCUGUAAUCUGACGGAUACAGAAGCUAGUCGCAUAGUUUCUUUUCUAAACCGAAUCUUAUUGAAUUUCAGCAAUAUCCAUUCCGCAAUUAGUUUUUUUAAGUUUCUUUCGGCGUAAAACGUCUUGGGUGUAGAAUUUUUGGCGCGAAAUCUUUUUGCAACAUGAAACGAUGGAGGGUUAACACAGGUAUCUCAAGUCGUCUCAAAAAUGUAUGAAGUAAGUACUAUAAGUAAUAUACGAACAAGUAAGUUUUCAAAAUCGUAUUCAAAGUGACUUUUUAACUGAUAUGGCUAUGAACAUGGAUUUUAGGAAUUCCAUACAUCAUUAUUUUACUAGUGCAGUUUUCGUAUGACUGUGAAAAGUUCGCGGCACGAACACGGCCGUGACACGGCAAGGGGUACGCCAGACCAAUCACAUUGCAAGAGAAUUUACUCU